AACCCUAAAAACGAUUCAUUAUACUUUUAUUUUUCUUUCGAGGGCACCAAUAGCCCCAGUUUUAGAUACUUUACUGAUGCUAACAGAGAAUGCGCAUGGGCGAGUGUGGCGGGAGCAGAAUCUGACCACUACCAUCAGUGAUGGGGAAAACCCUAGGCUUCGAAUAAAUCUGAAGUUUGCUGUGACAUUUCCUUCUUUGGAAAAUGUUCAAAAGAGAAAACGAGACAAACGCAUCGGGAAACUUCAAAUUUAUUUUUUUCGAAGCCUAGAGUUUUGCCCAUCACUGACUACCAUUAUAUUGUAUAUGUAUAGGGUCGAGCGCCAUUUGCAGGGACAAAGAUCUACGUUCGCGCCAAAAAGAAAGAGCUAACUAUGCUAGUGAUUUUCUCCUCGCACGGCAAGAAUCUGUGUGUCGACAGUUGCAUCUCAAAACAUAUUCUAAUUUCUCGGGAGUUUAUAAUUAAUAAAUGUAAGAUUUCAGAUGUUUCGAUAUACAUUCAAACAGAAUUCAAAGACAAGAGUAUAAAAAAAGAAAAGAAUAGAGAAAAAAAAGAAAGGAAACGUUGAAACCUGCUAAUGCACAAGUUUCUAAAAAAGAACAGUGAAUAUCAGAUACAUACGCGUCGAAAUAUUCGAAUGAUACCUUGCCGUGAAAAUCACAGAAUCGUCGAAAAGUUUGGCACGUUUGAAAUAAUAUAAAAUGAAAGCGGAAGAAUACUCGUAUAUUCAAACUUUCACACGUCUCAUUUUCGUUUAAAGAUUCACACGGUCGUGACGUCGAUCGAUUCGCAGAGUGUUUGAUUGUAGGAUUGUAGGAUUGCAGAGAGAUUAGAUGAAAAGAGAGAACCAAUUACGGUAUAUUCUCCAAGAGAAAGUACAAAACGAGUUCUCACUGUAAUUAUAUGUAUAUACAAGCAUGUAAACAACAUGUUUUCGAUCGAAUAGGAACCGAUUAAAAAGAAGAAGAUAAAAGAAAAGUAGCAAGAAAGUUUUGACGUUCGAGCGGAAGUUGUACACAUAUGUUUCCGACGUAGCUCCUGCAGAAUGGAGCAUGCGCAAUUUGUACGGCCUGAAUAUGUCGGCUGGGUAAAGUACGUUAACUGUUAUCAUGACUAGAACGAUUUCCUUUGGUUAAGUUCAGUGGCGUUCGCAGAUCAAGAAAAUCGUUGCGGCCCGAACGUCGAAAGGUACGAGCACGUACGGUGUAAUUGAUUCAGCAAGUUCGACUCGCCAUAUUGUACAUCUAAAGAUUAAGUAGUAGAAGAGGCCUUAUGUCAAGUCGGUUCGGUAUUGGGAGGGCCGACGACGUGUGCCAAUAUGAAGAAACUAUUUUCGAAAAUCGAAAACACGUCGAAGGAACCGAACAGUUAUUUGGGAAAGGUGUUCGUGGUGGGACGUUACACCGUGACCGUCGAGGAGGUUUUGGCCGAAGGAGGGUUUGCUAUUGUAUUCCUGGUUAAAUCUUUGAGUGGACGCUAUGCUCUCAAACGCAUGUACGUUAAUAAUGAACACGACCUCAACGUUUGCAAGAGGGAGAUACAAAUUGCUAGUAACUUGAACGGUAAUAAAAAUAUCAUAGGAUAUGUGGAUAGCAGUAUCACUCAUAUAGGCGGAGGAGUACACGAAUUGUUGCUUUUGAUGCCUUAUUGCAAGUCUCAAGUUCUUCAGAUGAUGAACAAUAGAUUACAGACUGGUUUUACAGAAUCGGAAGUCCUACAGAUAUUUUGCGAUGUUUGCGAAGCUGUGUCACGAUUGCAUCAUUGCCAGACACCUAUAAUGCACAGAGAUUUAAAGGUUGAAAAUAUAUUAUAUUCCGAUGCUGGUCAUUAUGUUCUAUGCGACUUCGGUUCGGCGACCGCGAAAGUUCUUAAUCCCAGUGUGCAGGGUGCUGCUAUAGUGGAAGAAGAAAUUAAAAAGUAUACGACCCUGAGUUACAGAGCACCUGAAAUGGUUGAUAUGUAUUGUGGGAAACCUAUUACGACGAAAGCCGAUAUAUGGGCAUUGGGAUGUUUACUGUACAAACUUUGUUUUUUCACAUUACCAUUCGGAGAAAGCACGCUCGCUAUCCAGUCAGGGAAUUUCACUAUACCGGAUAAUUCAAGAUAUAGUAGAAGCCUUCAUUGUCUGAUUCGUUAUAUGCUUGAGCCGGAUCCCGAUAGCCGCCCCGACAUUUACCAAGUUUCUGUGAUUGCUUUCCAAAUUCAAGGCAAGGAAUGCCCUGUACAAAACUUACACAAAGUUCCAACACCCGUUUUGGAAUCAUUACCCAAUCCACCAAUGGAAUCUGAAAUUGUAAAAAGAUCGUCGUUGGUGAAAACACCAAAACCAUCUCCAGUAAGUACCGUGGAGGGUACUACAGUUACUCCAAGGCAGCGACCAAAAGGGCAGGCUGUGAGCACAGGACCUAUAAGUUUAAGCGGUCAAAUCGUGAGUCAAAUAUCUGGUCAAGGAAAUCAGGCGCAAUCACAAAAUUCUGGAAUGCCAACUUCCUACGUUCAGAUCGGUCAGACUUACCUAGGACAGAAUGCGCAACAGACCGUUCAAUCGUUACCAGUGAAUCCGCAAAUCUCGAUGCAAUCACCUUUUACUCAAGCUUCCUCGCAAGCCUGCACUCCUGGUCAAAACGUUCCUUUCCCACAGACGCAAAGUCAGCCAUCGCAAAGUCCUAUGAUCAGACAAUCGCCCGUAACUGUUCAGGAGAAAAGUACAUAUUACUUCAACUCAAAGUCUACAACGAACGAAGAAAAUUUAGAGGCGUUAUUCCCGCCGUCAGGAUAUCCAGAUCCCUUCAAGGACGACACUCGAACCAUGCCACCACCCACGAAAAUACCACCUCCCGUAGCUCCCAAACCAUCUAAGACUCUUCCUAAAGCGUCUAACGUUCCCGCUACUAGUGGUCCACCUUCAAAGUUUGCACCUGUUACCCCGAUAUCAUCUAAACUGAGCAUUUCAACCGGGCCUAACAAGGUAACUCCUAUAACACCACCGACUCUGCCGAAGCCAGUGAAUAAGACGGAGAGCUUGAGUCAAAAUAUAAGUUCGAGCGCCUCUCCACCUGACAGCCCUACUCUGUCUUCUGCGCGUCACAGAAGAAACGUUAGCGAUACGAGUGCUUUCAAUAAAGCAUUCGCUAAUGAGACCACGCAAUUUCUGGCGCCCUACGAAGCCUCGGUGAAAUCACGUUCGGAAGACGGUGCAUCUCCCGAGGUUUUAACCGAUAUAAGGCCUUGUUUAGGAACUAGCGCCUCGCAUGGAGAACUUUCAAGCGUGAUAGCUAUGGAAGGAAGAUCUUUAAGUGCAGACGUAGCAGCCUGGAACCCGUUCGAGGAUGUGCAACCGUUUAAUCAGUUAACGGAAGAUCACAUUUUUGGGGCGGAGUUUGAUAAAAUUAGAAGAGGAAGUAAUACUAGUAUUAGCGGCGUAAAGAGCCGCGAGAGUCUUGUUAUGACGUGUACAGACUUACCAGAAGAUCCAUUCGAAUCCGCUCCCUUUAGUUUGCCAAGAGGAAAGAAGAACAAGAUUGGGUCAAAGACUGCGGCACUUGCUGGAGGUAAAUCCGUAAACGGUAGACCAAGGAUACCUCUGAAGCAAUGGAAGCCAGGGAUCGAAUCGAACGAGAAAGCGAUCCACCUAACAGAAAUCGGUCCCGUUUCACCGACUUUUGUUCGCGUGCCCCUGGAAAAUCGUUCCAAGUACGAAAAGUUGCCGUUCAACGCUGCAGACGCGUCUAGCGACAGCGAUAAGGACGAAACACAGGAACGAAUCAUGCAACACAGGAGAAGAGUGAAGAGUGGAGUACGCAGGAAGAGGAAAGCGAUAUCAGACGCCACGAAGAACGCCACGAUGGAGAACGAUGGAUCGAAUGACUCUAUAGGGUCUGUAGGUGACUCGAGAACUAACAACGACGAAUGUAACGAUAGUAGCAACGUUCACGCGAACGAAAAAAGUUCGCUCUAUGCCAACCAAAAGCAACAAGACGAGGACGAGGAGGACGAAUGUACCGACGACGAGGACGAGUACGUAGACCAAGAUACCUUCCACGAGAAUUGCUCUAGAAUGAACGAAAGUGCCCUAGACGACGAGGACGACUACAGAAGAUCCAAGAGGCACUAUCGACCUCGACAAUUAUCGUCCCGCAUCGAUGUGGACCCUGUCGUUGGACACGAGUACGGAGAGAAGCCUUUGCUAUUGGACGACGAACUGGAUCCUGAAACGAGACCUAACGAGUCUUAUGGUGAUCCAUUCGUGGGCCAGUAUGGUCCAAAACUUGUGCGCAUGGAGGAUGCUGGCAGCUCCGAGUCGUCAGCCGAAGCCAAGAACAUCGAUCCUUCUAAUAGUCGACCGAAGAGAAACGAGAAAGAUGUGUUCGCAUUGGCCCCGUUCUCAAAAUCUGGCAGCUCCAGAGGAAGCAGCAAAGGUUCAAAGAGCGCGUCAAAGGACGUUGGACAAGACUCGAACAACUCUCCCUCGCAAAUGGCUAUGCCUAUUUUUGGUUCUACGCCCGAUCCAGAUGCGGAGGCCAAGCCUCUGACAAAGUACGACUUGCCACGACUACCUAGCAAAGAUAGUUACGAAGACGCGAGCUUUCCAUCAGGGGAAACGCAGCGAUCGCCACCGUUUCGAGGAAUGUCGAACGUUGAACUAAUGUCUGGUAAGACGAUGAAUGAAACAGAGGAAUCGAAAGGUGAAAAGGAACGAAAGCUCGACGAGGAGAAGAACGAAAAAGACCUCUUCGGCUCGUCUCCCUUCAGUCCCAGUGGAUUCGCGAAUCCCUUCGCCAAUCGCAUCGUGUCCAAGUACGCCACAGAGGACGAAAACAGACCUGUAGCCGCGUUCGCGAAUCGUGUACCUCUGUAUGCCAACUGCGAGGAUGUUUCCAUCCGUCCAACGCAGUCUAGACCAUCCUCCAACUUUCGUCAUCUCGGCCAGCCUGUCCCUGCUGUUAAUUCAAAUUUUAGUGGAGUAGAGGAAGACGUAGGAAAGACCUCCAAGGACCUGUUCGGGUCCAUACCUUUCGACGAGUUUGCCCAUCUGCGGCCAAACGACCAACAGAGACCCAGUUCGGUGCAGAGACCGUAUUCCCAGCCGCCGUUACCCAUCGCCAGCUUCAUCGACGACACCCUGAACGCUAUACUCGCGGACAAGUCGCCUACCACCGCUCGAUCGACGUCCAUUCCUCAAGACACGACCUACUCGAUCCAAACUAUGCAACACACGGCUCGUAUCACCGUACAGACGGUCAACAGCGUCUCCAAACCAGACAUCACACCCGACAUAGUCUCGCCAAUGUCCCCAGAACCACUCGUUGCCGGAGACGACGCGCCCAGGCACAAGAAGGAUAAAUUUAAAGAGAAGUCCAAGUACCAUCUGAUCGACGAGAACCACGGGGAUGUCGUUAACGUUUUACCCUCGAGUCUGUUGGCCCACAAGGUGAAGUCUACUUGCCACAAGAAAUCACCAAAGACGAAAAAGUGCCCCGUCGUCGCCGCAGCGGGUUUCAGCAACAUGAGCUUCGAGGAUUUCCCCAGCGACGAGAACGAGGAGAAGCAGAUCAGAACCCCGCAGAGCAUCGCACGCUUCGAAGUGGUCAGGGAACCCGAGAAACGAUUCGGUUCCUUGAAAAGGAGAAGUAAUCCGUUCAUUUGAGAAGAGGAACACGCGAUAAAAGGCUUUACUAAAAAUAUCUAUACGGGUAUGAAGAAACUGGCAUAAUCUAACGCUCUCCAACGAACCGAAACUGAUUCCUCGACAGGUUCCAAGCGAGUUCUCGUGUUUCUUGAACGUCUUAGUGUGUAGGUCGUCGCCAAUGUUUCAAAUAACAUUGACUGUAUUGUAAUGUAACAUUGACGCGAUACCACCUCGCUAACUAAUCUUACGAGUCUCAAAUUUGUAGGGACAAGAUAGCUAAGACAUAGUGUGAAUAGAAUAGUCAAUGGGUAUACGAGCUGGAAGAGUUAACAUUAAUAGCAAAGAGAGUAUUCGAUCAGUUAUCGGGGUGGUACCGUGAACUCACUAUUAAGACCUAAUCAACGGCAUCGAUGUAGACUGGAAACGACGAUAACGUGCGCGGAUGGUUGGAACGCGAAUCGAUAACAAUUUGCGUGCGAAACUGUUCGCUUGAAGAAAUGAUUGGUACUAAUUAAGCCUAAGAUACUAUGAUGUUUAAUAGCAUUCCAGUUUCUUCAGAAGUCAAAUAACGCGAUAGCGUUGAUAUUGAAAUUGAUAUUUAUCUGGAUAUUGGAGGGAUUCAUCAUCCCUGAAGAAAGUGCUCUUGCACUUGAAAGCCUCGAUUCGGUUCUUCAAAGUCCUGCGACCGCUGCCGCUCCUCGUAUCGUUUCCUUUCCUAAAUGAUAAGUAUAGCGAUCGCGUGUGGCCGCGCGUACGUUUAUACAGAACAAAAAGUAUUAGUACCAGAAACUGCCAGAGAACCUGUCUGGUUGGAAGCAAUCAAAAAUCAAACGUGUAAAAUGUGAUUUGCGUCGCUCAGGAAGUACCCAAGGAUCCUUUUUUUUCGCUGAACGAAUUAAGGUUGUAGAGAGGGUAGGGGGGAGUAACAAACGAGACAGCGUAGGCAAAGAAAAAAGAGCUCGUCCAUCUAUUUUUCCAACCAGGAGUUUUUUCGCUACGUUUGUACUUUGAAAUUUGUAGAUUUCUACUACUACGAUUUAGCGGUUCUUACAAGUGAAACAGUUUUUGUGAAAAUGGGAAACUAAAAGUUCCAGCAAACUGUACACGAUCGAACUUUUCACGUCGUGUAGCGCACCAAUAGUGCACCGUGCGUGUCCAAGUCUUUUCUGAGGAAACAAAGAUACAUAUUGCGCGGCUAUAGACAUACCUAUACGGUCACAAAGUAAAGUAAGUUGCAGAAUUAUUGGCUCGACUUUUUUUUUUUUUUUUUUUUUCCCAACUUAUUUAACAAUCGUAUCCGUCACACGAGUAUUACGAAAAUAUGUACGCGUAAUUUGUAUUUAAAAGGUAGCUUUACUACUACACACGCGUGACCAUUUCAAAUUUGUAGAUGUACGCGCAACUGAAUUGCAAAUUUUCUUUCUUUCAUGAUCGUACAUCGUACAUAGAGAUAUUAUAGAUAAAGCAGAGAUGGUCUGCCUGUAAGUGGAAGUGAAACUCACGGUACCCCGUCGUCUAUCUUUGUGCUUUUAUUAACGCGAAUGUAAAAUACAUAUGUAAUUAUUAAAAGUAUAACCAUUUAUCGUUGACAUGAAAAUGAUGUAAGAAUAGGCCAAUAGACAGAGACAGGUAGGGUAUCGCGGUUUUCUUUCUAUUCUGAACUUUUAACUACUCUGUCUAUGAUAUCCCUGUGCUUUCGUACCGUUAAUAUCGAAAGAUGCAUCGAGUGCACAAGUACACGACACACGUGUAUGUACAUGCAAGCCGAUUCUAGAUACCAAGCUAAUUCUAUAAACAGAGAGAUUAAAACACAGAAAACUGUGGAACAUUGAUAAAUUUCGGUAAGAAAAGGAAUACUUCUAAUAUUUAACACGUCCCAGUUUCUAGAAUCACCUUAUGUAGUUCAACUACAAUGAAACGGAGAGAAUUGUCGACAAUACGAUGAAAGUAUUCGUAUAAAAUAAUCGGUAUCCCAUGUAUUCGCGUACAAAUUCCACACAUUGUAUGUUCACGAAUGCGUGUGCACCGAUAACCGCGUAUUUAUCUAACGAAGAUGUAGAUAUUAGGUAUAAUACAUAAUUAGGUGCCUUUCUUUGUUAAGUAGCGUUUGCAGCUUGUACUCUCUACUAUUGUGCAGUAUAUACAUAUACAAUGUAGGGAUGUUAGAAUUUAAACGGAGUCAAUUGUAUUAAGAGUAAGAGUUACUAAUGUAACGAUUCUGUUGGAAUUUCAGUUCCUAUAUGUAGCUAUGGAAGUUGACGGCACGAAAACAAAGAGGAAACAACGUAUUUCGUAGAUUCGCUGAGAAAAGAAUGUUCGUGCAGUAUCGAUAAGGUAAAAGAUUGGUGCUUCGAAAGGGUGUUAUUUGUACAAAGUACUGCAAGCAGCUAUAAAGAAUGUCCUCUGCGUGAUGUCCACGAUACGAGAGAAAUCCGUUUUUCUUUUUCUCCCACAAGUUGCUUUAUUACGAUAGCACGCUAUUAAUAAUGCUAUCGUUGGUUCGCAUCAUACGAAAGCCCGACCAAUAACGAAGUAACCCUUUCUAAAAGAUUCUCAUCACUAAAGUCUGAAUUCCAUCCAGAGGCAUUCUCUUCGACUCUCCGGUAUGUAAAUGAUACGUUAUACCGUUUCAGGAAGAACAUCGUUUAUUGAUAAGUAUUGCUGAUACUAUAAUAACAUUACACAUUCCGCAUUGCUUGCUCGUUGUUAUAUAUAUUAUAUGUUAACUUUGCUAUGGGGAAAUGUUAAAAACGAAAGAAAAAAAAAGAAGCGCAUUUCGAGUUUUACUUAAAUUUUGUCACUGCCCUUGAUACCAGACCAAUCGCAGUAUUUAUUUGAUGGCGUUUGAUGAAACGGUAUUCUCUCGUUAUUCGUAAAAGUGUAAGAGGCUCGGGAGAAUUCUUAUCCUCUUCAAAAGUUGACGCAGAGAAGCAAAAUUGCUGUACAAUUAAUCCAAGUAAACGAAUUCUCAUUGAGGCAUUUAAUGAACUUUUGCUACACAUCGAAUUUCUCUGCGUUGGCUGUUGAACAUUUCCAGUAACGUGUUUGCAAUAAUUGCGUAUCUAUGUAUGUUUGUAUGUAUGUAUGCAUGUUCGUAUGGGUGUGUGUAUGAAACGCAUUCUUCGUAUUUGUUUCUUUUCCUCGACCGAUGAAGAAAAGGAGAUGUCUUACGCGUAUGUAAAACAAAAAGGAAAAAAAACAGAGAGACGGAUAAAAGGUUGUCAAAAUGUGAUGCUUUUUGUGAUGAUGUUUGAAUUAUAUGUAUAUGUAGAAUGCGCGUGGUAUACAAAGUCGGUGGUACGAAAAUGAGCGAGAUAAAAAAAAAGACAACCGCAUUAGUGUACAAAAAAAAGGGAUAUGGACGAGUGAUUUUAUCUGUGUAUAAAGCGUGUGGAGCACUGAAGCUAAUUGUAUCGUUAUACGAUAAUUGUAUGACCAUUAUGCAUUUAGUUUAAGUAAAUAAGAAGAAUAUAUGCGCGUAAGAGCGCUCAUGAGAGUAA
Messenger RNA from Hylaeus volcanicus, 9128 nucleotides. It is a transcript of the gene Nak, whose product is annotated as AP2-associated protein kinase 1. The coding region runs from base 1318 to 5646 and encodes 1442 amino acids. The record is from RefSeq and is a predicted model, not a curated record. Gene Ontology annotation, molecular function: protein kinase activity; ATP binding. Lineage: Eukaryota; Metazoa; Arthropoda; Insecta; Hymenoptera; Colletidae. Gene Ontology annotation, biological process: protein phosphorylation. The transcript has 13 exons.